ACCCAAAAGAAAAGAGAAGAAGAAAAAAGACCCCUCCCUCCUACAAAAGCUUAUCCAAAAGCCACCCUUCUACUGUACUGCUUUCAGCAGAGAGAUGGCUCUCCUUUCACCUCUCCUCUCUCUCUCUCCUGCUCCUCCUAUCACUUCCAUUGCUCUUUCUUCUUCCUUCCCUAUCAGGCUCAGACAUGUGUCUGUUACAUUGCUUCCAACCGUUGGACACAGCUUACAGGCUCAUGCACCUAUAGUUGCUCAAAAGAGGGGCACUGUCGUUGCCAUGGCCUCAGCUGCAGAAGAACCAGCUGGAGAAGCUGGAGAUCAGUCGGAGAGUAAAGAAAACAUUCCGGUUCAGAGUCUUCCACUGGAGUCAAAGGUGCAGCUGAAUCUUGAACAGAAGUUGAAGAUGAAAAUUGCAAAGAAGAUCAGACUUCGAAGGAAUCGGCUUAUGCGCAAAAGAAAGAUGAGGAAGAAGGGCCGAUGGCCACCUUCAAAGAUGAAGAAGCUCAAGAAUGUAUAAGGAAAGCAUUAGCCAGGUUUUUUAACUGUUUGGCUUUCAAAAAAAUAUUUAAUCUGUUCUUUUGUAGCUUGUUUUGAAGGAGCAAUUCAUCUUGUUUUUGAACUUUGGUUACUUCACUGAGAUUACUUGUGUAUUUGUAAUAGAAGAGAAACUUUGUCCUGUAGAUCCCAGAGUUGAUGAAAAACAUAGAUAUGCACAUCUUUUCCAUUUCAACAGAAUGUAUAUGCUUGAACAUUGUAAUUGAUUACCUUCUGUUUGUGACAAUCUAUCAAGGGCAAUGUAAAAAAAAAUUCUUGACUUA
Molecule: messenger RNA, 815 nt
Organism: Beta vulgaris subsp. vulgaris (sugar beet)
Lineage: Eukaryota; Viridiplantae; Streptophyta; Magnoliopsida; Caryophyllales; Amaranthaceae
Product: 50S ribosomal protein 5 alpha, chloroplastic
Exons: 2
Coding region: 95-514 (139 amino acids)
Source: RefSeq, a predicted model, not a curated record